AUGGCAAGCUGCAAAAGGGAAAGGGCCCAGAACCACCCGAGGCUCCUCCCCAAAGACAGGGACUGGCUCGCAGGGUCCCCUAGGGAGUACGAACUACCUUACGGAUACCUUCCAAAGUACUUCGUACCUACCUACCUUCCACCCCGACCUCACCAAGAUUUCACCUUGCUGUGCUUGCUCACCACUUCACCACCUCAUACGCGCAAGACUCACCAAGACCUCGCCCUGGACCGAGACCCAGACCCAGUACCACUUUCUCCCCAGAGCUCGCUGCUUGAACUCGAAAUCGUCUUUGCGCUGCCCACUUGGGCUCAGGAGACAGAACAGCCCCCAAUCACCCCGGACCUUGUCUUCAACCUACGCAGUAUCCGUACCUACCUAGCCUUGCUCUCUCCACCCCUCCGUCCUCCAAUACUUCCAACUGCCACCCUUCUCUCCCGGCGAAAAGCGGUCUCCGGCUCUCGACCUUUGGCCAUCCAAACUCCAUCACGGAUACCUACUCUGUGCUUUCCUACCGAGCACAUGUCUUCACCCACUUCCCUUUCCGCCCCCUACCUUACGUCUGGUCUAGGACCGGGACGCACUCGACACACUGAUGCUAAUGCUGCAGCCGAUGCCGAUGGGAUGCCCGUCGAAAGCAUCUUGUACUUGCUUCUGCAACAUAAGAGCCGAAUCGUCCCCUUCGGACUGCUGACAAGAAGGGCUGUCCCAGCAUUCAACACACCGAAAGAAACAAAUCGCCCGCCAUCCACCGACGCAGUCAUUGCGGCUAGUAUAUGCACGCCAAGGCAAGCGGGCAGAUGUUUCGUCAGCCACCAAACACGGCAGAAAGGACCAGCCAAACUUUUGCUGUCUGCAGCCUGCGGCCUGCGCUGA
Messenger RNA from Colletotrichum godetiae, 876 nucleotides. RefSeq lists its product as uncharacterized. Bases 1 to 876 code for a protein of 291 amino acids. The record is from RefSeq and is a predicted model, not a curated record. NCBI's taxonomy places the organism in Eukaryota, Fungi, Ascomycota, Sordariomycetes, Glomerellales, Glomerellaceae. The transcript has 2 exons.